AUGGCGAAGAAGCUUUUUUUAUGCAUCGAUUGUUUGGGAUCUGAGCAGACGUCAGUGGCAUGUCCAUCAUGGUGUACAUGUCAAUCAUGUAAGAAACAGCAUCUUACACUACUGCACUUCCCGGAUGAUACAACCACGAGUGACACUGUUCUGUCAGCAGAAACCGAUGUUCACUGCUACCAAAAGAUAUCAGUCGAUCUUACUUUCAACAUUACUCGUCAGUGUCCCAUCAGUCGAAAACCAGAAACAUACAUUGCGAGCACUAUUGGAUCCUGGAUACCAGGUCAGUUUUAUCACGAAGCAGUGUGCCGAUCACCUCUCAGUUACCCAGAUAACCACAAAAUUCAGCUUGUUCUCAGGCACAUCGGUUAA
Messenger RNA from Macrosiphum euphorbiae (potato aphid), 372 nucleotides. Lineage: Eukaryota; Metazoa; Arthropoda; Insecta; Hemiptera; Aphididae. The record is from the annotation of a GenBank genome assembly.